UAGUCUUUCUACCUCUUGUGCCAAUUAUGUUCUUUAACUUUAUACAUACGACUAAAUAAGGCUGUAGAUUUUUUUCUCUCACAAGUGUCAAACCCCACUCGUUUAGGCUUAAGGCAUUGCUUGCUGUCAAUUCACCAUCUGCCGAAAACGAYCACUGCACUGCAGUAUUCCAGUUUGUGGUGUUUGAAUUGAACUAUGAGGAUGUGGAUAUUGUUUAUCAAUAUUUUUACAUUUACUGUGUAUUUUGCAGGGAAGUAUUCAGCAUCUGCUCUUCAAGAUGUAACAACUGACUUGUUCGGGUCUGAAAAUCAUGGCACUGUGGCUGCUUUUGGCGAUUUCAACUCGGAUAAACAYACAGAUAUUUUCAUCAUCAGAGAACAAUCUGAGUUGGUGAUAUUCUUGGCUGAUCUGAAAGCCCCAUACUUCAAGCCAAAAGUACAUAUCACUAAAAAUGAUUUGCCCGUCAAUUGUAUCAUAACCGGUGUUGUUCCCGGAGACUACGAUGGAGAUUCUCAGAUGGAUGUGCUUCUUACAGUUCAGCUCAAGACCAAGGCCACCUCAGACACAAUGGUUUUUGUAUUCUGGGGAAACAACCAAACCCUGGAUGAACAAGUUGACCUUAAUAAGACAUUUGUGGACCAACCUCUGAUAAUGGACUUCAAUGGGGACAUGAUUCCAGACAUCUUUGGSGUUUCCGCUGAUUUCUCCACUGAAGUCUGCUACCUUACUGGAAGGAACGCAGUGUGGCAGCCAGCUCUUAGUUCACCUGUCAAGAUACGUGUUCCUCAUUCCAAUGCUUUCAUCGACCUAAAUAAGGAUUUCACCGCCGAUUUGUUCCUCACAACCCAAGUUGGCAAUGGUCUGGGCUUCGAGACGUGGAUUAAUAAGGAUGGGAACUUCACCAAAACCCAGCCCGGAAGUGUACCAGAAAAUGUCAAGAAAGUUGGCCAGUCUUCUUUUGUCGACUUUAAUGGAGAUGGGUUCCAGGACCACCUUCUCCCAGUGUGUCUGGACGAUGCAUGCCACAGGAGUGAGCACAGAGCAAGAGUUACAGUAUAUACAGGGUGGGUGCCAGUCCUGACAGAUUUCCAGUGGAGGGAGACUCUCUGGGGCUUCGUGCCCCCCCAGACCACCCCUCCUGCUGGGGAGCUCCACAACCCCAUCACCCUGCACCUGGGAGACUACAACAUGGACGGCUUCCCUGACGCCCUGGUCAUCCUGCGCAAUACUAGCGGGAGUGGCCAGCAGGCCUUCCUCCUGGAGAAUAUUCUGUGUAACAACGCCAGCUGUAAGGAUGUGGGCCGCAUGUUUCGUGUCCACUGGGACCAGUCUGACCUGGGGGCCAUCCCCGGGGCCGCCGUCGCCACCUUCUUCGACAUCUAUGAGGAUGGAAUAUUGGAUAUGAUCGUGCUCAGCAAAGAGGAGGGGAGAGAGGGCUUCGCCAUCCACGCUUUGAAGAACAACUUUGAAGCCGACGCGUACUUCGUCAAAGUGAUUGUGCUCAGUGGACUCUGUUCUAACGACUGCCCCGGAAACGUCAAGCCGUUUGGUGUGAACCAGCCUGGGCCAUACGUCAGCUACACUACAGUGGACUCCAACGGCUACCUGAAGAACGCCUCAGCGGGCCAGCUGAGCCAGUCGGCCCACCUCUCCCUGCAGCUGCCUUACACCGUCCUGGGUCUGGGGCGCAGCGCCAACUUCCUGGACCACCUGUACGUGGGUAUCCCCCGGCCCCUCGGGGACAAGAUUCCCCUGCGCGGCUUAUUUGAAUUUGAGACGCUGGCUCCCGUUCCUCGCCUGUCAAAGAAAAGAACAGAGGUCUUCAUCAUAGCGGAUUUGCAUUGCAAAUUUCUGCCCAUACCUCACUACCUUGGGAGCGAGGCUCGUACAGAGUAAGGCAUCUGAGGUACAGCAACGUGCUCUGUUAUCGCUCGCACCCUUUGAGUUAUGCAAGAAAAUGUUUCCACAAAGGUUCACAUUUCCCCACACAGCAGUUAAUAAAAUAUAAUGCUUUGUAUUAUGCUAACCAAUUUUUACCUUCAGAGGGUGUAUGAAUAUGGUGUGUUCAGUGCUACAUACUGAGUGUACAAAACAUUAAGAACACCUGCUCUUUCCAUAACAUAGACUGACCAG
Salvelinus sp. IW2-2015 is the source of this 2133-nucleotide messenger RNA. NCBI's taxonomy places the organism in Eukaryota, Metazoa, Chordata, Actinopteri, Salmoniformes, Salmonidae. The record is from RefSeq and is a predicted model, not a curated record.